This is a messenger RNA of Peronospora belbahrii, 1410 nucleotides long. Lineage: Eukaryota; Oomycota; Peronosporomycetes; Peronosporales; Peronosporaceae. The record is from the annotation of a GenBank genome assembly.
AUGGCACCCGAUCGUUCACAAUGGAAGCGCGUUAAUGUCGUCGUACCUGCUGGUCCUCUCGGUCUUAUCGUUAGUAAAAGCUCAUUAGGUGAUGGUCAUGUUGUUGUGGAUGGGUUUCGUCCCGUAGGAAGCUCAGGUAAACCCGGUGCUCUUGAAAAUCAGGGUGAAAUUGGUCCAAAUUCCCUUCUUUUAGGUGUUAAUGAGCAUGAUUUUACAGACGCGACAGCUUCAUGGACAUUUGAGAAAAUCCGUGAUAUUCUUGUAAGUACGAGUAAUGCCGAACGUACUGUACGUUUUCUCGUGCCUCCACCACCUCCUACUGUACAAUUUGAACAGAUUGCUGCGCAUGAAAAUAAUCAACGGUUUGUCGAUGUUUACACCCUGGGAAAAGAACUAGGAGCUGGUACAUUCUCAGUAGUUCGAGAAGCGACACAUAAGACAACAGGUGAACGCUUUGCGAUUAAAUGCAUUAAGCGUGCACAGCUAACAGCAGAUGAUUUACAAGCUCUCGUUGCCGAAGUAAAAAUCUUGAGAGAGAUGCAACAUCCACAUAUUGUCAAGCUGUAUGAUGUGUUUCAAGAGGAAAACUAUUUCUUUCUAGUGACUGAGUUUAUGGCUGGUGGAGAACUUUUUGAACGGAUUGUCAAGAAGAACUUUUACACAGAGAGAGAAGCACGUGAUUUGGUCAAAGUAUUGCUCGAAACAAUUGCAUUCUGUCAUGAUGCAAAUGUCGUUCAUCGAGAUUUGAAACCAGAAAACUUAUUGCUGAGUAGUGCUGAGGAUGAUGCAGAUAUCAAGCUUGCAGACUUUGGGUUUGCAAAGAAAACAGCGAUUCAGACUCGAGAUGCAGGGUUAUCCACGGCCUGUGGCACUCCUGGGUACGUGGCACCCGAGAUUUUAAUGUCAGAGCCAUACGGUAAGGAAGUAGACAUUUGGAGUUGCGGUGUCAUCACGUACAUUUUGCUCUGUGGAUAUCCUCCAUUCCAUCAUGACAACCAGAACGUACUCUUUCGACUCAUUAAAGCGGGACGCUAUGAAUUUGACUCGCCAUAUUGGGAUGAUGUAUCUGCUGAAGCCAAAGAUCUUAUUAGUAAGAUGCUGAUUCUGGCACCAGCGGAGCGAUGGUCAGCACGGCAGUUGCUAGACCAUCCAUGGAUUGCAGCGGAUGCCGUUAAGGACGUGCAGCUUACUACGGCGCUACAAGAGCUGCGCAAGUUUAACGCACGUCGUAAGUUUCGUGCUGCGGUUAGCACUGUCAAGGCGACAAUCUCACUCACAAAGGCGCUUACGCUCGGUAGCAGUCCACGCAGCAUUAUGGAUAGUAAUGACGAGACUUUGGAGGAGACUCAAAGUGCACCUGCUGCUGUGAAUGUAUCCGAUAUAUUACCCUCGGCGCCCUCAGUUUCUUAG